AUUGUGAAGAGAUAAACCUGUAAUAAACUCAAAUCGAACCCUAGCUUGUCAGCGAAACUCUGCCCGGUUGCGGCGAAUUAUCCGGCCUUCUUCUUCUUCUUCUCUUAGCUUCUCCUCGUCUUUCGAGGCUCUCGUUCUCGAUCUCGAUCUCUGUCUGAUUCAGGUGUGUAUAAAUUUCACAGCUUCAACCGACAUGGCUAGUCGCAUUCAGUUUGAGAACAAUUGUGAGGUUGGGGUAUUCUCUAAGCUGACAAAUGCCUACUGUUUGGUUGCAAUUGGAGGAUCAGAGAGCUUUUACAGCGUGUUUGAGUCUGAGUUGGCUGAUGUUAUCCCUGUGGUCAAGACCUCUAUAGGAGGAACUAGAAUUGUUGGACGACUUUGUGCUGGAAAUAAGAACGGGCUUCUUUUGCCUCACACCACAACAGACCAAGAACUACAACAUCUGAGGAACAGUCUGCCUGAUGGUGUGGUGGUCCAGAGAAUAGAGGAAAGGCUAUCUGCUUUAGGCAAUUGCAUUGCCUGCAAUGACCAUGUUGCUCUUACACAUCCUGACCUGGAUCGGGAAACUGAAGAGCUCAUUGCGGAUGUACUUGGCGUGGAAGUGUUUAGGCAAACGAUUGCUGGAAACAUACUAGUGGGGAGUUACUGUACAUUUUCGAAUAAAGGGGGACUGGUACACCCUCAUACAUCCAUCGAAGACCUUGAUGAACUGUCAACACUUCUCCAAGUCCCUCUGGUCGCCGGAACAGUGAACCGAGGCAGUGAGGUCAUUGCUGCUGGAAUGACUGUCAAUGACUGGACGGCUUUCUGCGGAUCUGACACCACCGCAACUGAGCUCUCCGUCAUUGAGAGUGUCUUCAAACUAAGAGAAGCACAGCCAAGCUCCAUCGUAGAUGAGAUGAGGAAGUCUCUCAUCGACAGUUAUGUGUGAGCUCUUGAGAUUCUAGUUACAAAAGUAUGCCUGGAUAAUAUCUACUGUUACUUUGCAUAUGGAUAUGCAUCGCUCCCAAUGCUAUUUUAAUUUAAAGUCUAUGGAUUCAGACACACUCAAAAUUAUUUAGAUAAGAUUUAGAAGGAAUCUUACUUAAGAUUGUAUGAAUUUAUAUGAUGAUUUUGCUUUA
This is a messenger RNA of Zingiber officinale, 1121 nucleotides long. RefSeq names its product eukaryotic translation initiation factor 6-2. The record is from RefSeq and is a predicted model, not a curated record. Gene Ontology annotation, molecular function: ribosomal large subunit binding. The transcript is spliced from 8 exons. Bases 194 to 931 code for a protein of 245 amino acids. Gene Ontology annotation, cellular component: cytosol; nucleolus; preribosome, large subunit precursor. NCBI's taxonomy places the organism in Eukaryota, Viridiplantae, Streptophyta, Magnoliopsida, Zingiberales, Zingiberaceae. Gene Ontology annotation, biological process: cytosolic ribosome assembly; ribosomal subunit export from nucleus; maturation of LSU-rRNA.